GUGGCAGCAGAAGGUGGCUGACAGUCAACUGGCGAACAAGUGGGUUGGUGAGGCAGUGAGCAGAACGAGCAGCUGACGAGGCAAUAAGCAGCUGCGAAGCCAUGGUCUCUCUGCACCUCGGAGCUUACAAUCUAAGGACACAAGACACCAGGGCACAGUAGAUGGAGUGGUUUCUCUAAGAUGACCGAGACCAGAAUACGGGUCUUCCAAGGUCCAGCCCAGUGCGCUAGUCACUGGACCACACUGUCUCUCCAAAGCACCCUGGGACCUCACAGACUCUUCCUCCCCCACACUCUCUGCUGAAUCCAGGAAAGAAACUGGCACAUGGAUUGCAAGGGAAUCUAGUUCAGUGAUAUUAGAAACUGAAGACAUCUGCUCCAUUGGCCAUCUGGUAAGUCUGAAGGAGUCUUCAAGUGGGAAGCAGAAGGAGAGAGCAGAGGCCAUCCUCUCAGCAGCCUGUACAGAUGUAUCUCUAAAACUUCUCAGCAUUUCGGAAAGGAAAAAGCACUCACCCCAGUAGGGCAACAUGGCUCAAGAUCUGACAGAAAAAGAACUGCUGAAGAUGGAACUUGACCAGCUGAAAAAGGAAGUGAAGAAUGAAAGGCAAAUGGUCUCCAAGACGGGCAAAGAGCUCAAGGAGUAUAUAGAAUCCAUGGCAGCAGAGGACCCUCUUUUGAAAGGUGUUCCUGAGGAUAAGAACCCUUUUAAGGAGAAGGGAGGCUGUAUAAUUAGUUGACCCCUGCCACUCACAAACUUCAGACCCUUUCCUCCUCCAAAACCAUGACUCUAAGA
This is a messenger RNA of Gopherus evgoodei (Goodes thornscrub tortoise), 792 nucleotides long. It is a transcript of the gene GNGT2, whose product is annotated as G protein subunit gamma transducin 2. The record is from RefSeq and is a predicted model, not a curated record. Gene Ontology annotation, cellular component: heterotrimeric G-protein complex. Gene Ontology annotation, molecular function: G-protein beta-subunit binding. Bases 527 to 736 code for a protein of 69 amino acids. NCBI's taxonomy places the organism in Eukaryota, Metazoa, Chordata, Testudines, Testudinidae. The transcript has 6 exons. Gene Ontology annotation, biological process: G protein-coupled receptor signaling pathway.